AUGCACUUCCGCCAUGCCCUGAUCACUUUUAGUCGCCUGAAUAGCCCUUCUAUUCACAAAUCACUCAGACGUUAUCUAUCGCAUAAUCUAAAGCCUGGCCUCGUUGAGUCCGCCAACCUCCACCAUGGCCCCUCUAUACCCUUGAUCCCGGACGACACUACGCCAUUGAAGAAGACGUCCAGUCGCAAAUUAAAUCCAAGUCCUCUUUCUGAGAAUGCAGAGUCAGCCUCAUCUCCUGUAGACUCUNNGGAACAGAACCCCAAAAGACGCGGUCGUCCGAAAAAGGCCACCGACUCCGAACCAGACACCUUAGAAGAGUCCACCUCAACACCAUCCAAAAGCGCACUCGCAAACCCAAANACGCCGAAAGACGAUCAACACGCAAUCACACACGGCAGUCUACACCACACUUCUCUAUCCGAAUUCCUCAGCUACGCCGACACUGCAAACCUCUCGCCCACAAGCACCGUCUACCGCGGCACCCACUAUGAAUACACUGUUGCAGAAGCUCUCGAGCGCCUCGCUUUUUCCUUGACCCGCGUGGGCCGUGCUAGCGAUCUCGGUAUCGAUUUGCUGGGUUCUUGGGCAUUGCCUUCUCGUCCGAAGCCUCUGAAUGUCUUGAUACAAUGUAAAGCCGAAGCCCCCAAACCGAGCAUGAUCAGGGAGCUGGAGGGUGCUGUUGUGGGUGCGCCUGUGCGCUAUAGAGGCGAGGGAACGAUAGCCAUUCUUGCUGCGGCNAAAGAGGCGACAAAGGGUGUCAGGGACGCUGUGGGUAGAAGUGGUUUGCCCAUGGCCUAUCUGAACAUCACCACCGACGGUAAAAUCAGACAAUUUGUCUGGAACCAUGCUGCUGUAGAAUGUGGUUUGGAGGGUGUAGGUGUCGCUCUGAGAUAUCUGGUUGACGGCGACUCCGAGGUUGCUUUGACUUGGAAGGGUGUGCCUUGGUCUCCAUCUUCACCAACUUCACCCUCUGUUGCAUGA
Molecule: messenger RNA, 981 nt
Organism: Aureobasidium musti
Lineage: Eukaryota; Fungi; Ascomycota; Dothideomycetes; Dothideales; Saccotheciaceae
Source: the annotation of a GenBank genome assembly